Fonsecaea monophora is the source of this 3639-nucleotide messenger RNA. RefSeq lists its product as hypothetical. Gene Ontology annotation, molecular function: DNA-directed RNA polymerase activity; ribonucleoside binding; DNA binding. Gene Ontology annotation, biological process: DNA-templated transcription. The transcript has a single exon. Gene Ontology annotation, cellular component: nucleus; RNA polymerase I complex. The record is from RefSeq and is a predicted model, not a curated record. Lineage: Eukaryota; Fungi; Ascomycota; Eurotiomycetes; Chaetothyriales; Herpotrichiellaceae. Bases 1 to 3639 code for a protein of 1212 amino acids.
AUGUCGGCGACAAUGACACAGACCAGCACCAAAUGGUCGGUAGAGUACGACACUGUCCGCCGCCAUAAGCUCUUCAGAAACACGCCGAAAGAUCGCAGCGCCUUUCCUGCGCUUCAGGCCGCAGUGAAGCCGCAUAUUGAGUCCUUCAAUGCUCUAUGGGACGAAAACCUCAUUGAUGCCGGGCUCAAAGACAUUGGAAUCCACACAGUUGUCGAUGGCGAUCUGCGAAACCCGAGCCGUGCGAUUCAACGCAAUAAGCUUGACCUGAGAGUGACGGAACUCAUACUCGAGAAACCUACGCUCCCUCCAAGCAACAAAUUCAGCUUUGAAGACCGCAACAUAUACCCGUCCGAAUGCCGGGAGCGGCACACAACUUAUAGAGGAAGAUUAAGAGCCAGGUUACAGUACAGGUUGAACAAUGGCGAGUGGCAGGAAUCAAUACGGGAUCUUGGACAGAUGCCAAUCAUGUUACGGUCCAACAGGUGUCACCUCGAGAAGUUCUCGCCCGCACAGAUGGUACGCCACAAGGAAGAGUCUGAAGAGAUGGGCGGCUAUUUUAUUGUCAAUGGGAACGAAAAGCUCAUCCGCAUGCUGAUUGCGACAAGGAGGAACUAUCCCAUGGCCAUUUCAAGACCGGCGUUUGCUGCGAGAGGCCCUACCUUUUCGAAGCUCGCGAUCCAGAUUCGGUCUGUACGGCCAGAUCAGACUUCGCAUACCAAUGUCCUCCACUACCUGACGGAUGGGAACGUCACGUUCAGAUUCUCGUGGAGGAAGAACGAAUAUCUGGUUCCUGUGGUCAUGAUCCUCAAAGCUCUAGUGGACACAAACGACCAUGAGAUUGCCGAGGGCAUCAUCGGCGCGUCGUCCUCUAACAAAACACCCAGCUCCUUUGUCGCCGAUCGGACUGAGCUCCUCCUGCGGACAUACAAAGCAUACAAUCUCAAAACGAGGACACAGACACUGGCAUAUCUCGGAGAGAAAUUCCGACCGGUUCUGAUGCAGCCUAUCACCAUGUCUGAUGAGAAAGUAGGCGAGGAGUUUCUGAGGAAGAUUGUCCUACCACAUCUCGGCAACGUCGAUGUUACUCCCACUCAAAAUAACGACAAAUUCCAGCUGAUUCUGUUCAUGAUCAGAAAGCUGUACGCGCUUGCUGCAGGCGAUUGCGCUCUAGACAACCCCGACGCUGUUUCCAGUCAAGAGGUUCUGCUCGGAGGCUUCCUGUACGGUAUGAUUUUAAAGGAAAACAUCUACGAAUGGCUGAUGGGUAUCGGUGCUACGGCUCGAGAAUGGCUUCGGGCUAAGAACGACGCCAAAUUCACAGAUCCCUCAUUCGAGGCCGACUUCCUUCCGAAAAUAGUCAGGAGGACAAACGAAAACAUUGCAGGGAAGCUGGAAUACUUCCUCUCUACAGGAAAUCUGGUCAGUCAAACAGGGCUCGAUCAAUCUCAAGUAUCAGGCUAUACAAUCAUGGCCGAGAAGAUCAAUUUCUAUCGAUUCAUCAGUCACUUCCGGUGUAUACAUCGAGGUGCCUUUUUUGCACAGCUAAAGACCACGACAGUACGCAAACUAUUGCCGGAGAGUUGGGGAUUUCUCUGCCCCGUUCACACUCCAGAUGGGGCCCCAUGCGGUCUUCUGAACCAUCUAGCCCACCAGUGCCAAGUCCAAAUCAAGCGGAUUGAUACUUCAGGUAUUGAGAAAGCGGUCGUGCAGCUCGGACUGGCUUCCGUACCUUCAAUGACUGUCAGCGAGAGUAUAUCGGUCCAACUCGAUGGUCGUAUAUUGGGUUACUGCUCUGCAAAGAGGGCGAGGGAAAUUUCCCAGCUUCUCCGACAUUGGAAGGUGAAUGGCCAACACAGCAUUCCGAAUGAAAUGGAAAUCGGCCAUGUUCCUACCUCGAAUGGCGGUCUCUAUCCCGGCUUGUACCUCUUCACUGAUCCGUCGCGGAUGCUACGACCUGUCAAGUACAUUCCGUCAGAUAAACCCGACUACAUUGGUCCGUUUGAGCAGCAGUACAUGAACAUUGCUUGUGUGGACGCGGACAUCAUACCUAGUUUGACAACUCAUAUCGAGUUCAAGCCGACCAAUGUCCUAUCAAUCCUUGCGAACAUGACGCCUUUCUCGGAUUUCAACCAGUCACCUCGAAACAUGUACCAGUGUCAAAUGAGCAAGCAAGCAAUGGGUACUCCUUCGUCCAACAUGAUGUGCCGAACAGACAACAAAGCGUAUCUGCUCCAGACUGGGCAGACGCCGGUCGUAAGACCUCCGUUGUACAACGAGUACGGCCUGGACAACUUCCCCAACGGAAUGAACGCCGUCGUGGCCGUUAUCUCAUACACAGGCUACGACAUGGACGAUGCCAUGAUAAUCAACAAGUCCUCUCACGAACGGGGUUUCGGCGAUGGUGUCAUCUACAAGACCAAAGUGUACAGGCUCAAUGAAGACUCAAGGGCAGCGCGGUCAAAGACCGAAAUCAAGUCUCUCUUUGGCUUCGCAGAAGGCGACCCGAAUAUCUCACCCGAGGCGGUUCAAGCGCUCGAUCCCGACGGCCUGCCCGCCAUUGGGACCAAAGUCGGCGAGGGAUCGAUCGUUCUCGCCUACCACAGUGUCAUGUUCGAUCCGUCCGAAGGCAAGCUGAAGAACCUGGACGGAAACACCAUGUACUUCAAGUACAAGGACGCCGAGGAGGCGUACAUUGACCAAAUCAGACUGAUUGGCGCCGAGACGGGAGACCAGCCCUGCCAGGCGAUCAGUAUCAAGUACCGGAUUCCCCGACGGCCCGUCAUCGGCGACAAGUUCUCGUCGAGGCACGGCCAAAAGGGCGUCUGUUCGAUGCUGUGGCCCAGCGAGGACAUGCCCUACAGCGAAUCAGGCAUCCAACCCGACGUCAUCAUCAACCCGCACGCCUUUCCCUCUCGAAUGACCAUCGGCAUGUUCGUCGAGUCCCUGGCCGGCAAAUCUGGAGCCCUCCACGGCCUCGCGCAGGACUGCACACCCUUCUCGUUCGACGAGGACCAUACGGCGGGUAACUUCUUCGGCGAGCAGCUCCUGCAGGCCGGCUACAACUUCUACGGCAACGAGCCCAUGUACAGCGGCAUCACGGGCAAAGAGUUCGCGGCGGACAUCUACAUCGGCGUCGUCUACUACCAGCGCCUGAGACACAUGGUCAGCGACAAGUUCCAGGUGCGCACGACGGGGCCCGUCAACGCCCUGCACGGCCAGCCCAUCAAGGGACGAGCAAAGGGCGGCGGCAUCCGCGUCGGCGAAAUGGAGCGCGACUCGCUGAUCGCGCACGGCUGCGCGUACCUCCUCCAAGACCGACUCAUGGACUGUAGCGACAAGCAGCGCGCCUGGGUCUGUCGCGCCUGCGGCAGCUUCUUGAGCACCAUGAUGGUGCCGAACCAGUUCACCAUCAAGCGGCGAGGCGGCAGGGUCGAGCCGAGCGGCAUCGUGAGGUGUCGGGCCUGUGCGAGGCCCGCGACGUUUGACGAUGCGAAGAUUACCGUGUGGGAGGACGGGGCGGGAAGGAAGUUUGUCGGUGGUGACGACACGACCGUGGUCAACGUGCCUGGAGUUUUGAGGUAUCUGGAUGUUGAGCUGGCGGCCAUGGGGGUGAGGACGACGUUUGAGAUUGAGGGUUAA